Molecule: messenger RNA, 2963 nt
Organism: Cercocebus atys (sooty mangabey)
Lineage: Eukaryota; Metazoa; Chordata; Mammalia; Primates; Cercopithecidae
Product: cell cycle control protein 50B
Biological process (GO): phospholipid translocation
Cellular component (GO): Golgi apparatus; endoplasmic reticulum; plasma membrane
Source: RefSeq, a predicted model, not a curated record
AUUGCAGAGAUGCAGCUACAACCAAGGAACACCAAGGAUUCCCAGGAGCUACCAGAAGCUAGGAAGAGGCAAGGAGGGAUUCUUCUCUAGAGCCCUCAGAGGGAGCAUAGCCCUGCUGACACCUUCAUUUUGGACUUCUGCCCUCCAAAACUGUGAGAUAAUACAUUUCUGUUGUUUUAAGCCAUUCAGUUUGUGGUAAUUUGCUUCCCUUAGUUCCUUGCCACUUGGACCUCCCCAUAGAGCUAAUUCCUGACAUGGAAACUGGCUUUCCCAAGUGAGUAAUCCAAGCAAGAAACAGUGUGAGAGAACACCCAAUAUGGGAACCAUGGUCUUUUAUAAUCUAACCUUAGAAAUGACAUCCCAUUACUGCUGCUGUUCCAUUUUUUAGAAGUGAGUCAAUUUGUCUAGCCCACGCUCAAGGAGAGGAGAUUACACCAGGGUAUGCAUAUCAGGAGGCAGGAAUCAUGUGGAGAAAUCUUAGUGACUACCUAAAACAAUGGUGCCAGGCCUUGAUGAUGCUUUCUAGAUGUUCAUGACCUAGUGGGAAAAAUGAAUAUGCAUGUAGACAAACGACAGUCUAUAUGUUAGAUGUAGCAAGGCAGGCUUUGGAAUUGCACAGUGUAACUGGAAUUUGAGGCCUGACGCCAUUAUUUACUAAAUCCUUCUGGAUGACUUACUAAACCUCUCUGAGCCUUAUCUUUCUCAUCUGCCUAAAUGGGAGAUAAUGCUAUCAUUAUAGCAUAUAUAUGAGAUAAGCAUGCAAAACCACCCAGUAUGGUAUCAGACGUAUGGUAGGUGCUUAUUUAAGAAUAAUAGUAGUCGUUGUUAGGAUUAUUUUAGGUAUUUUAGUAGUGAUAAGUAACCAGUAAAAUAUGUAGUCACUGUUAAUGAGAUGACAUAUUUAAUAUAGCAUCUUUGUUAAUAGUGUUUAAAACUAGUUAAGAUCUUCCGAUUUACCUGAGUGGGCGGGGAAACCCGCCCCAUGAGGAUCCCCUGGGCUCGCCCAGUGCACAGGGGAAGCGUCCCGUGGCUGGGCCCCUCUUGGUCAGCCCAUGCAGCCGCCAUGACCUGGAGCAUCACAGCCGGGGGUGCCCACCAGCUCAACACCACCACAUUCACGCGGCAGCGCUUCCCCGCCUGGCAACCGCUGCUGUUGGCCAGCAUUAGGCUGCAGCUCUUCUACGUGGGCCUGGCCUUCUAUUACUCCUCCAACAGCAUCAAGGAGCUGGAGUACAACUACACUGGCAGCCCGGGCACCAGCAACUGCUCGGUGUGAACUGCAGCUGGCCAGGGCUGUGCGACACCGCCCACCUGCUCAUGCGCCUGGUAUUUCUCACUGCCUGAGCUCUUCCAGGGCCCCGUGUACCCCUACUACGUGCUGACCAACUUCUACCAAAACAACCGGUGGUAUGGAAUGUAUGACAACGCGCAGCUGAGCAGGCUGCCCAGCAUGCUGCACCACCCGGUCAAUGAGUGCACCCACUGCGCCGCCUGCCCAUUGGCACCCUGCACCAUCAUUACCAACAGCCUCUUCAACGACUCCUCCUCGCUGUGACACCAGCGCCGGCGCGGGCCCUACGUGGAGGUGCCGCACUACCGCACUGCACCUAUCGCCUGGUAGACCAACAACUAUCCCAUCAAGUUCUGCAACCCGCCACUGGUCAACGGCAGCCUGGCACUGGCCUUGUGUGGCACGGCACUCCCGCCCAACUGGCACCGGCUGGUCUACGACGAGCCCAUCCCCAACAACACUGGCUUCAUCAACCAAGACUUCGUGGUGUGGAUGCACAUAGCAGCGCUGCCCUCAUUCCGCAAGCUGUAUGCGGACGUCCACCAGGGCAGCUACUCAGCUGGGCUACUACGGGGUGUCUACUGUGUCAACGUCACCUACAACUACCCGAUGCGUGCAUCUGGCGGCCACAAGCUCCGCAUCUUCAGCAGCAUCUUGUGGAUGGGUGGCAGGAACCCCUUCCUGGGCAUCGCCUACCUGAUCAUCAGCUCCCUCUGCAUCCUCACCGGCUUUGUCAUGCUGAUCAUCUACAUUUGCUACCAGGACCAACCAGAACGAUGACGACAAUGGGGAGGAGGGGUGAUUCCAGCUUUCCAACGACCCUUCCUGCUUCUUGCCAAAACUGUUGCAAGCUUCUUUCAGCCUCCCCCCUUUGCCCCUCAUCCUAUUCCAACUUCUCCUCACUUUUCCUCCCUUUGUGAAUGAGGGUACCAGAGGAGGGAAUUACCCGCUUACUCUUGGGGGCUGCUAAACCUUGUUGCCUGGUGGUGGAGGGUUGACCGCAGAGUGAAACAUCCUUGCAAACUCUCCCCACCUCCUUCAUCAUACUGAGUUGCCAUGUUAGGUUCUCCAAGUCAGAGAGUGGAAAGGAUCCCUGUAGAGACUAAUUUUCAACCCCUACCAGAGGAAGAGAUUGAGAGACCUAGCAACAUGAAAUAACUCAAUCAAGAUCAGGCAGCUGGCAAGUGGUUCCUGACGCUAAGGCUAAAGCUUUUGCCACUACAGUACAGUGGUUUUCUUUUCUUUGUGGGGAGGGUGGGUUGGGAUGGAGAGAGACCCACAAAUUAUCUGCAGAGGCAUGGAGGGGUGUGGGAGAACAUAUUUGUUAAAUAUGCAGAUAGAUGAGGAGUCACCAACCCGAGAUUCUGACACAAUAAUGCUGGGGUGAGAUGCUUGAAACUGUGUUUUAACAAACUCCUCUGGAGAUUCUCGUAUUCUCUCAAAUUUGGAAAUCACUACCCUGAACCAGGUUGGGCCUGAAGCAGUCACCUGAGUCCAGUUUUUCAGAUAGUAAUUUGUUCCCAGGGACAGUGACACCAUAAUGUUGCAGGUUUGGUCUGGCACUCUGCCUUAAAUGACUUGUGUACACUCUAAUGACUUGUGGAAUGAAUUUUUUAAAAAUCACUAUCUCUGGGCUGGGUGCUGUGGCUCAUGCCUGUAAUCCCAUCACUUU